AAUAUCUAAUCAUAAAAUCUUAUUUUAUUUUAUAUUUUUUUCGUGGUGAGUAUUUUUUUCUUCUCUUUCUAGUGUGUCUCGCUCUCACACCAUUCAAAUUGAUACGUUCUUCGUUUUCGAAUGCUUAUUGGGCCACUAAAACUGAUGUUCCCUCCAAUCACAUUGAAUAUCAGUAAAGACAUUUGUACGUGACAAAAGACCAGUAGCAUCUAGGAUUUGGACAUUUGAGGAUGUGGAAAUUUAUUUUGUUUCCUAACAAAUGCAUUUUUCGUUAAUUUACAACCAUUUUUCAUGGCAAAAAUUAAACACAGGUCAAAAUUAAAACGACUUGUCAGCCACGCAGUUCCCCAACAAAAGACCGUUAAACUGAAGUAAAACUUUCUUAUAAAAGAUGUGAUAUUUGCCAACAGUAGAAUCAACAACCAAACUUUAAAAAUUACAGCGAAAAUGGCAGGAAAGUUGGCACUUUCACAAGCAUUAUUCCUUGGUUCAGUAAUUCUUGCUCUGUUGACUAGAAUUAAUGCUGGUGACAUUGCCAUCUAUUGGGGUCAGAAUGGGAUGGAGGGAACUCUAGAAGAAACUUGUGCAACUGGUGAUUAUGACUUUGUUAACAUAGCUUUUCUUCCAACCUUUGGUAAUGGCCAGACACCAGUAAUCAAUCUCGCUGGCCACUGUGAUCCAUACACAAAUGGUUGCACUGGCUUAAGCUCUGACAUUAAAUCUUGUCAAGCAAAAGGGGUCAAGGUAUUGCUGUCUAUUGGAGGAGGUGCAGGGAGCUAUUACCUUACCUCUUCUGAGGAUGCUAGACAAGUUGCAACUUAUCUUUGGAACAAUUUCUUAGGAGGAACUUCAUCAUCUCGACCACUCGGGGAUGCUGUUUUGGACGGAAUUGAUUUCGAUAUUGAAGGAGGAACAAACCUACACUGGGAUGAUCUUGCUAGAUACCUAUCUGGUUACAGCAAAAAGGGCAAGAAAGUAUACCUAGCUGCUGCUCCUCAAUGCCCUUUUCCUGAUGCAUGGGUUGGUGGUGCUCUUAAGACAGGCCUAUUUGACUAUGUUUGGGUUCAGUUUUACAACAAUGCUCCUUGCCAGUAUUCUGGAGACAUAAACAAUCUUGAAAAUGCUUGGAAACAGUGGACUUCAGAUAUUCCUGCAACCAAGAUUUUCCUAGGACUACCUGCAGCCCCCGCAGCCGCUGGGAGCGGCUUUAUACCUGUGGCUGACCUUACUUCUAAGGUUCUACCAGCUAUUAAGGGUUCAUCUAAGUAUGGAGGAGUUAUGCUAUGGUCUAAGUACUAUGAUGAUCAAACUGGAUAUAGUAAAUCCAUAAAAAGCCAUGUCUAAUAGUCUAAAUUACUCUCCCACUGCUAUGGGAGUAUGUAUUUGUUAUACAUGUAUAUGACUAUAAUGUAUAAAUAUUUGCAGAAUUAUGAGCUAUUCAUACAUAUUACAUAUCAGAAAUUGUCUUUCAUCUAAUUUUCUGAAAAUCUAUUAAGACUAUUUUCACAUCCUCUGUUUCAAUGCACACAUGAAGAUAAUGUUAGCAUAUAUUAGUAGAGCAUAUAAAUAUAUGUAUAUGUAUGUGAUUUGAGAAUUACAAACAGCAACAAAAAAGGAAGUAAUCCCAAGAUAAUAUCUAUAAACUAUUUUCCAUCUCAUUGAUCAGCGCUCUCAACAUAUAUAUCAAAGCAAAGAAAAGAACUAAAACAGCAACAUGUAGAAAUGAAAUCAGUUCUAGCGAAAAGAUUUCAAACUUGAUAGGUAUAUAUGAAUAAAAAAUGAUAACGUGCUCAAAACCACUAACAAUAGACCGUCACCAUUUUAAGUUCUCAACUUAUUACUUGAAAAAUAAUGAUCAAAUGCGAAGGGGGAAAAAAGGGAGCUAAAAGAAGAGCCUCCAAAAUCUGACUCUUCAGCCAUGAGUAUUAACAGCUUCCCAGACCAAGUUCUUGGGGAUAGGGUUGGUGAGAUCUCGUGCUUGAAGGGCAGCAGUCCUGAGAGUUUUAAGGGUGGAAACAUUGGCGUCCCAGAAUGAUAAGCUCCUGUAAGGUAAAUUGUGCUUCUUGCAAAGGUCAACAACAAUAGGAGAAAUGUUCCUCAAUUGGCAACGAGGCAUGCGUGGGAACAAAUGAUGCUCAAGCUGAAACUGCAGCCCUCCAUAGAACCAAUCCAUCCAAGGUGAGCAUGAAAUAUCUAUAGUCCCAGCAGCCUGCUUCUCAAACCAAUCAUUCCCACCAGGGUGACCGAGAUAAACAUCUGCUGAGAAAUGGUUCAAAGUGAAUUGAACAUGUUGAACUGAUGUGACUGCAAAGCUCAAGAGCACAAACAUCGUCCUCUCUGUCCAGGUGGGCAAACAUGAAACAAGGAGAGGGAACCAAGUCCAGAACACAAGGGUUCCCAUUAUGUUCAAAGCUCUAUUUGGGAUAGGUCUUUUUGACAAGAGCAACAAUAGUGUCUGUACAAACAAGUUAACCCUGGCAACACACAUAACUGGAUAAUAUGUCCAAUGUUGGUAACUGAUCAUGAACCUAGACAAUGAAUCGAAUGUCAACUCCCUUCCAUAAAAGCGUGAAGUAAUGGACUUGAAGAAUUUAGAAGACACUGCAAAGACGGGAAUGUGUUGAAGAUCUGGAUCAUAAUCAAGGCUGUUGCAAGCAAUAUGAUGGGCAUUAUGAGUCCAUUUCCACCAAGCAAUGCUAAUCCCAGUAAGACAAUUCCCAGCCAAAAGCUGAGCAAAUUUGUUAUAUCCAGGGCUUAACAUGACCUGAUAAUGCCCAGAAUCAUGCCCAACAUAAGCGCUUUGAAUCCAAAGCAUCCCCAAUACGACAGCACAACCCAUAUGGACUAAAAUGCUCUCAGAUUUCACAACACCAUAAACAACCAUGGAAAGCAUUAUAGCAACACAUGUGAGAGUGUAGAAAAUCCCAUGACCUUUCUUUUCAAACAACCCCAGUUUGGUAAACUCGUUUGAAAUUCUCCUAUAAUCCUUGGAAAUCUCUGAGACCACGAAAUCUUUGACAUAAUAACCGGUGAAAAACUGAUCAAGAUGCUUCCACGCAGUACCGGGAUGGUAUGCAAUAAAAGCAUCAGUAACAUCUCUGCCAGCGAAACUUAGUAGAGGCGCAUCCCCACCAGGGUGAUCCUUAAGCCAUUCUGAUACAUUAUAAACCUUACCCUGAAUAGAGAUCCACAGAUCCCCUGCCUUGUUGUGCUCCUUCAGUUCCUCAGUGGUAAUGUACUUCUUCUCCGCUUCCAUUCUGGGUAAAGAAAAAGAAAAAACACAGUAAUCCCAGACAGAUAUUCAGAAUGAGAACCAACCAGAAAGAGAGAGAUCCCACAAAGUGAUAAGAAAGUGAAAAGAAAAAAAAAAUGACCUCAAACUAAGAAACCCUUUUGAGAAGAAUAAAUAAAAAUUUAUACUUUCUCUAUUGUUUAUGGGGUAUGGUUUUUUUUCUUCUCUUUUUUUUUUCGUUAGAAAAACAACCCCAUUAACAAUAAGGUGUUUUCUUCUAUGACUUGGGUCUUUGUAUCUUUUUUCCCCUUUCAAAUUCU
This is a messenger RNA of Cannabis sativa, 3552 nucleotides long. Its product is annotated as acidic endochitinase. Gene Ontology annotation, molecular function: chitinase activity. Gene Ontology annotation, biological process: carbohydrate metabolic process. The transcript has a single exon. The record is from RefSeq and is a predicted model, not a curated record. Gene Ontology annotation, cellular component: extracellular region. Lineage: Eukaryota; Viridiplantae; Streptophyta; Magnoliopsida; Rosales; Cannabaceae. The coding region runs from base 448 to 1344 and encodes 298 amino acids.